This is a messenger RNA of Lathyrus oleraceus (garden pea), 711 nucleotides long. Its product is annotated as zinc finger BED domain-containing protein RICESLEEPER 2-like. The transcript has a single exon. Gene Ontology annotation, molecular function: DNA binding. The record is from RefSeq and is a predicted model, not a curated record. Lineage: Eukaryota; Viridiplantae; Streptophyta; Magnoliopsida; Fabales; Fabaceae. The coding region runs from base 1 to 711 and encodes 236 amino acids.
AUGCAAGCUCAUUUGAAAAGACAACUUGUCUUGCAAAACUGGUUAUUAUCUGAGGGAGAGUUCUUUCAUGUUCGUUGCUCAGCGCAUGUUUUAAAUUUGAUUGUGCAAGAGGGUUUGAAAGUAAUUGGUGAUGCAUUGGAAAAGAUUAGGGAAAGUGUCAAAUAUGUGAAGGGCUCUGAGGGUAGAAUGAAAAAAUUCAAGGAAUGCAUUAAACUCAUUGGCGGUAUUGAAACAUCGGCUGGUUUAUCUUACGAUGUUUCCACUAGAUGGAAUUCUACUUAUUUGAUGCUUCUAAGUGCAUUGAAGUACCGACGUGUAUUUGCAAGCCUUAGUUUUCAUGAUGAUAAUUAUAAGGUUUUCCCUUCCGAAGAAGAUUGGAAAAGAGGAGAUAAGAUAUGCACAUUCUUGUUGCCAUUUUAUGAGACAACAAACUUAAUUUCCGGAACGUCUUAUCCUACUUCCAAUUUGUAUUUUUUGCAAAUUUGGAAAAUUCAGUGUGUUUUGAUGGCAAUCAUCAAAGAUGAAGACACUCUUAUAAGAGACAUGGCUGAAAGAAUGAUGAUCAAGUUUGAGAAGUAUUGGAGUGAUUAUAGUGUGGUUCUUGCUCUAGGAGCGGUUCUUAACCCAGGGAUUAAGCUUACCUCUUUGGAAUACAUGUAUGAAAAAGUUGAUCCACUUACCUCAACAAUUAAAACAAAUGAAAUCAAGUAG